Molecule: messenger RNA, 1302 nt
Organism: Fragaria vesca subsp. vesca
Lineage: Eukaryota; Viridiplantae; Streptophyta; Magnoliopsida; Rosales; Rosaceae
Exons: 2
Coding region: 23-1279 (418 amino acids)
Source: RefSeq, a predicted model, not a curated record
UGAUCGACAUCGUCAUAUCUCAAUGCGCUCGCGUGUCAUGAUCAGUCACUUCCCGGAGUGGUUUCGCGACGAGAUAAUGAAGAAAGCAGAGACGCUUCGCCACUCUUGGUGCCAAAGGUUAAUCGACAUAUUUGUGGAAUCUGAGCAUGGGAGGUUACAGGGACUGAAGCAUCUGCAUAUAGUGGGUCCCAGGAGUCGAGACGUCACGGAGGCGGAUCCUGCAAUAACAUGGGUUCCAAGAAAGCCUGUGUUCGAGAAUUUGGAAGAGUUUCAUCUGGAUAAACUAGAUUGUGCAGAGUUGUGUGCCGUUCAAUUUCUACCACCUGGGUCUCUAUUCAAGUUGAAGGUACUGAAGGUAGAAUAUUGUUACAACUGGUGGAAUAUACUUUUACCAUCAACAUUGUUACAUAGACUACCAAAUUUGGAAGAAUUAACUGUUCGUCGGACGGACAGGAGUGAAUAUAUAUUUGGGUGUGAAGCCUUGCUUGUGUUGCAACAAUUAAAGUUGAAAAAGAUAGAAUUGUUUGCUCUAGCAACAGUAAGCAUAUGUGAUGGACCUGCUCCGCGUGCGAUGCUCCAGAAUCUUCAAAGUUUGUCCAUUAAGUGGUGCAAACAGUUGCAGGGAAGUCUCUUCACCUCUGAUGUUGCUCAGUGUCUUUCUCAGUUGAAAUACUUGGCAUUAGAGGGAUGCCUUUUGUUGGAAAGGAUAGUUGAAGCAAGCAACAAGAAGACCGUCCUUCCAAAAUUGAAGCAAUUACAUUUGAAGGAACUUCCAAUGUUAUACGAAAGUGCUACUUUUGAUAUUGAGUGUCCUUCAUUGGAGAAAGUGUCUCUGAAGGGCUGUCUUCCACCGGAACAAUUGGGAUUGAGAAAGAUAGCAUUGUCCACAGUUAGCAUAUGUGAUGGACCUUCUCGACUACCACGUGCAAUGUUCCAUAAUCUUCAAAGUUUGUUCAUAGAGUGGUGCAAGUCAGACGGAAGUCUCUUCACCUAUGAUGUUGCUCAGUGUCUUUCCCAGCUGAAUUCCUUAAAAUUAGAGAAUUCCCCACUGUUGGAAAGGAUAGUUGAAGCAAGCAACAAGAAGACCGUCUUUCCAAAAUUGAAGAUAUUACAUUUGGAGGGACUUCCAAUGUUGUACUAUGAAAGUGCUACUUUUGAUAUUGUGUGUCCUGAAUUGGAAGAGUUCUUUGUGAGUAGCUGCCCCAAGUUUUCAGCCUCUUCAUCUGACUUCCACAGCAGGAAACAAGUCCAAUUCAGCUGGUGGAAACGCAAAGACUAAUUGCAAUCAAUAAAACGCAAAGA